Entamoeba invadens IP1 is the source of this 591-nucleotide messenger RNA. RefSeq names its product RAC GTPase, putative. Gene Ontology annotation, biological process: actin filament organization; establishment or maintenance of cell polarity; cortical cytoskeleton organization. Lineage: Eukaryota; Evosea; Mastigamoebida; Endamoebidae. Bases 1 to 591 code for a protein of 196 amino acids. The record is from RefSeq and is a predicted model, not a curated record. Gene Ontology annotation, cellular component: cytoplasmic vesicle; plasma membrane; cell projection. The transcript has a single exon. Gene Ontology annotation, molecular function: protein kinase binding; GTPase activity; GTP binding.
AUGCAAGCUGUAAAAUGUGUGAUUGUUGGCGACGGAGCUGUCGGGAAGACUUGUCUUCUUAUCAGUUAUACCACCAAUGCGUUCCCCAACGAGUACAUCCCAACAGUCUUUGAUAAUUAUAGUGCGACAGUAAUGGUAGAUUCAAAGCCAAUCAACUUGGGGUUGUGGGAUACUGCAGGACAAGAAGACUAUGAUAGACUUAGACCACUCUCAUACCCACAGACCGAUGUCUUUUUGAUUUGUUUCUCUGUUGUUUCACCACCUUCUUUCGAUAACGUCUCUUCUAAAUGGCAACCAGAAGUGAUCCAUCACUGCCCCAAGACUCCUUGCCUUCUUGUCGGGACUAAGUUGGAUAUGAGAGAAGACAAAGACCAAUUGAAAAGACUUGAAGAGAAGAAGAUCACUCCAAUUACUACAGAACAAGGAAUGGCUAAAGCUAAAGACAUUGGCGCUGUUAAGUACAUCGAGUGCUCAGCAUUGACCCAGAAAAACCUCAGACUUGUCUUCGAUGAAGCCGUCAGAGCUGUCAUCUCCCCAAGCAAUGCCAGUGGAAAGAAGAAAGAAAAGGAAAAGGGGUGUGCUCUCCUUUAA